AUGUUAUUUACUUUCAGGUUGUUCAAUCUUUCAUCAAUCUUCGCCACUGUAUGGUUCGCCGUUGCAGUAAUCGGGAUAUACUCGCAUAGUUACAGGUGUCGUCUCGCCGCACCCCAUCUUUCCUGGGUCACUUUCGCGAUUGCCUGCAUUCUCUACCUAAGGUUCAUCAAACUCUUACUCCUCCCUGCAUAUCGCAUAUGCGUCAGGUCAGCUCGCACGGACAAAGCCGUCCCCGGCAAACUGACACAAUCCAGGGUGGACCGCAUUCCCCUUGUCCUCUACAUACCUCCUCCUCCGGAAGACGCUUUUGAGAGCACCAGUCUUAUCACAGUUCCCUCCCCCACACACGCUUAUCCUCCAGGAUGCCUAGUUCCUAUACGGCCUUCACCUUCGGGGCUCAAGCGUCGCUUCAUCUUCCUCCGUUCGUUGAGGAAGCGCAAGGAUAUCAAUGCCCUAAAAGGUUCUAAGGAGGAUGUCCAAGGAAAUAGGGCUUACGCGCAGGCUGCAUGGGAGGAUCUAUGGGAGCGCGGGGAGCACCCGCUGGUCAGACUCGAGGGACAGCGAUCGACCUGCGGGAUAUGUCUCAUGGAUUUUGAGGCGCCGAAGAGGAUACUCCCUAUUCCCGAAGAGGGCGCUGAGAGCGCUGAGGAGUUAGCUGACGCUCGUGCAGAUGCAGAAGCGGACCAGAAUGGGGAUACUGAUGCCGGGGCGGUUCAGGAAGUCCAGGUCGAACCUGCGCGGCAGGAUGAUACACACCGAGUGGCCCUGGCAGAUUCUGGAGAGGGCCCUCAGCCAUUGCGGCUGUUAGGUUGUGGACACGCGUUCCACGAAUUCCGCACCAGAAAACUUGCGUCGACCCGUGGCUCGUCCGUGUGUCUGGACGUUGUCCAUAUUGCCAGCGUCGGAUAG
Molecule: messenger RNA, 909 nt
Organism: Sparassis crispa
Lineage: Eukaryota; Fungi; Basidiomycota; Agaricomycetes; Polyporales; Sparassidaceae
Exons: 3
Coding region: 1-909 (302 amino acids)
Source: RefSeq, a predicted model, not a curated record